AUGGGUCGUUCCGCACUCGAAGUACCACCUAGUUCAACUGAUACACUUCUUGAAUUAAGCCCAAAGACGGCUACGAUUAGCAGGAACACCACCAAACCUAGCCUGAGAGCUGAGAUGUGUCACCACCCAUCUGUCAAAGAGAGAAAAUCAGAUAAAGACAUUUCUUAUGUAUUGGCAGAUUCAAGCGACUCUGCUACUUCUCACCCGAAAACAACUAACAAUCACCAUAAAACCUCCAAAACUAGCCGGGAAACCUGCACAAAUCGCCGGAGACCCACAAAGGGUCAUACCCACUUGGCCGCAGAGAAUGAAGCCCAAGAUAGCUCUGUAGCACCCUUGAGCUCAACAGAUCUUUAUUACAGCCAUUUCGGCAAAACCACCAACACCCGCCGGAAAACCAACAAGAUCCGCCGGAGAAGAGGCGCAGAUUUGGGUUCUAUAAUGGAAGGAUUUUCGUUUCUUGCCGAUGAUAGAGUUGAAGAGAGUUAUGCAGUGGAGAAGAGUUCGAGCGAUCCAUACAGUGACUUCAGGACAUCAAUGGUGGAGAUGAUCGUGGAGAAACAGAUCUUCGGAGCUGAAGAUCUUGAGAGGCUGUUACUACGUUUUCUUUCUUUGAAUUCAUCCUCUUAUCAUGAGAUCAUUGUUCAAGUUUUCUCCGAGAUUUGUGAAACUUUGUUUAGCUGUUGA
Messenger RNA from Ilex paraguariensis (yerba mate), 687 nucleotides. The record is from the annotation of a GenBank genome assembly. Lineage: Eukaryota; Viridiplantae; Streptophyta; Magnoliopsida; Aquifoliales; Aquifoliaceae.